Striga asiatica is the source of this 2147-nucleotide messenger RNA. NCBI's taxonomy places the organism in Eukaryota, Viridiplantae, Streptophyta, Magnoliopsida, Lamiales, Orobanchaceae. The record is from the annotation of a GenBank genome assembly.
CUUUUCUGUGUAUGUGUGUCUCUAUGUUUCAACUUCAUGGCCACUCCAUGAGCACUCCAAAAAUUAGUAGGUCAACCUAGAAAAAAAUUGCUUUAGAUGGUGGAUCAUGGAUGGCAGUUAUUAAGAUGAAAAGUAGAAGAGAAAAUUGAAGGAAAUGAGAUCAAUUAAUAGGAGAACAUAAACUUGUUUUCCAUUUGUUAGUGAAGGCUGAAAAAGAUAAUAUGGAUUUCUAGGGGCAAGAAACAUAUGUUGAUUACAAAAAAUUUGUGUUAUAUGGACAUAUUAACUCUUGUUAUUUUUCUUUUUUCUUCUUACACAAGUCACUCAAAGUCUCAAACAAAAUUACUAGAUAAUUGCCUUUUUUUUCCCAUUAAAAAAAAAAUAAAAAAAGAGAUACAAGUAUUAAACUAGCUAAACCUGCUAAAGCCUAAUUACCUCGCAUCUAAAACCCCUACGGCGUGGGUCCGUUAACCAUGAGAAAAAAAUGACAACCUUUAUCAGCCGUCUCUACCGCCGGAAAACACCGUCGGCAGCUACUCUAGUCUCCACGCGCCGCCGUCUAUUCACAUCCCCCUCUCCCUCCUCCUCAUCCUCCUCGACUUCUUCGAAACUCCGCACCGAAUACUCCUUUGUGGCUCCCCCCUCUCUCCUCCCACAAGAACCCAAUAAGAGUACCGAUUUUCAACCCGGGCCCGAACCCGGAACCCGAAAGCCGCCCAAGCCCGCCUACCGACCCCCAUCGUCCCUGAACAAGUCGGUCCGGCCGACCAGGUCCGACCUCCCUUUCGAUUUCCGGUUCAGCUACACGGAUAGCAGCCUAAAGGUUCGGCCCAUCGGGCUGAGGGGGCCAAAGUACUCGCCUUUCGGCCCGGGCCGAUUGGACCGGGAAUGGACCGGGGUUUGCGCCCCCGCCGUCGACCCGAAAGAGGGGUCAGCCGAGGUUGACGGUGAGUUGGAAGAGAAAAGGAGGCUGAUGAGAGAGAGGGUCCAGGGAGAGCCAUUGACUAAUUCUGAAAGAAAAGCUCUUGUUGAGGGGUGUCAAAGGCAUAAAACCAAGAGGCAGAUUAAUUUGGGGAGGGAUGGUUUAACUCACAACAUGUUGAACGAUAUUCAUAAUAACUGGAAAUUCACUGAGGCUGUGAGGAUAAAGUGCAUGGGAGUCCCUACUGUGGAUAUGAAGAACAUAUGCACCCAGUUGGAGGACAAAACGUUUGGUCAGAUCAUUCAAAGACAUGGCGGCCUACUUGUGCUUUAUAGAGGUAGGCAUUAUAAUCCGAAGAAAAGGCCCGUGAUUCCACUUAUGUUGUGGAAGCCUCAAGAGCCCGUUUAUCCUCGUCUCAUCAAAACUACUAUCGAUGGCUUAAGCAUUGAGGAAACUAAGGAAAUGAGAAAAAAAGGACUAUCUGUGCCUGCCUUAACUAGACUUGCUAAAAACGGCUAUUAUGGUAGUCUCGUUCCUAUGGUAAGGGAUGCCUUUCUCUGUGAUGAGCUCGUUCGAAUAGACUGUAAAGGCCUCCCGAAGAGUGAUUACAAGAAAAUAGGGUGCAAAUUGAGGGAUUUGGUUCCGUGUACUCUGGUCACAUUCGAGAAGGAACAGAUUGUUAUAUGGAGGGGCAUAAACUACAAGCCAGCUGAAGGUGGAUAUUUUCUCAAGGAAAGGGAAAUAUUCGAGGGUCCAGAUGAUGAUGAUGAUCGAGCAAACGAUCCACAUGGCAAUGAGACAACAGAUUUCGAGCACGAUAAGGCCGAAUACUACUCUGGCGAAUCCGAUGAUGAGUAGUUUUUGUCUUGUAAGAGAAAAAAUCGGUUAUUUUUUGAAUUUACUAAUUAGUUGCUUGAGGUUUUUGGAUGUGUUGGAAACUUGAAUCAACUCUACCAAACUUGCAGAAAGUGAACAGGGCUGGAAAAAAAGUAGAUCCACGACAAGAAUUGUUAUUACCACAUUCACUGUGUUCAUAAUGUGUCUAAAUUUAGUUGAUAGAAUUAAGAAUAGUCUGUUACUUUGUACCUCACAUGCCUCUGCUGAAUUCAUGUGAUGGUGGUUAUGGAGUAUGUGAGUUGUUGAGAUUUGAUGGGCACCACUUUUUAAUGUGAUUUGUUAUUGUAGUAUUUUAUUUUGAGCUCUUGUGGUAUAAAUUAUACUCCCU